This is a messenger RNA of Sclerotinia sclerotiorum 1980 UF-70, 1287 nucleotides long. RefSeq lists its product as hypothetical. The transcript is spliced from 3 exons. Bases 1 to 1287 code for a protein of 428 amino acids. Gene Ontology annotation, cellular component: mitochondrial inner membrane. Gene Ontology annotation, molecular function: fatty-acyl-CoA binding; glutaryl-CoA dehydrogenase activity; flavin adenine dinucleotide binding. NCBI's taxonomy places the organism in Eukaryota, Fungi, Ascomycota, Leotiomycetes, Helotiales, Sclerotiniaceae. The record is from RefSeq and is a predicted model, not a curated record. Gene Ontology annotation, biological process: fatty-acyl-CoA biosynthetic process; fatty acid beta-oxidation using acyl-CoA dehydrogenase.
AUGUAUAGACCUUUAUUACGAAAUGCUACCAGACAAUUGGCAAACAGGAGACCGAUAGCUCUUGCAACGAGAGGCUUCGCUGCCCAUGCUACCCCGCAACCAUUUGAUUGGAAAGAUCCUCUGCGAGCACAAAAUCUCUUUACGGAAGAAGAAAUAGCUAUUUCGGAAGCUGCUGAGCAAUAUUGCCAGGAACGAAUGUUACCUCGAGUUUUGCAGGCAUAUCGAGACGAACAUUAUGAUCGAAAAAUACUUGAGGAAAUGGGAGAAUUAGGAUUGCUAGGAGCUACAAUUAAUGGUUAUGAUUGUGCUGGUGUAUCAAAUGUUGCUUCUGGACUUAUUACAAAAGCGGUUGAACGAGUCGACAGUGGAUAUCGAUCCGGAAUGUCGGUACAGUCUUCGUUAGUGAUGGGCGGCAUUGAUGAAUUCGGCACACAAGAACAAAAGGAGAAAUAUUUGCCAAAACUGGCAAAGGGAAAACUGUUAGGUUGCUUUGGUUUAACAGAGCCAAAUCAUGGUAGUGAUCCUGGAUCCAUGGAGACAACUGCGAAACCACAUCCUACAAAGAAAGGAUAUUAUUCAAUAUCAGGAGCUAAGACAUGGAUCACAAAUUCUCCAAUCGCAGAUGUAUUCUUGGUAUGGGCCAAGUUACAGGAGACUGGAAAGAUUAAAGGUUUUAUAAUCGAUCGAGCGGACUGUCCACCGGGAACUUUGGAAACGCCUGCUUUGAAGAAUAAAAAUGGACUUCGAGCUUCUUUGACUGGGAUGAUUCAACUCGAUGAAUGUCCAGUACCUGAGGCAAAUAUGUUUCAAACAGUUGAGGGUCUUCGAGGCCCAUUUACUUGUUUGAAUAGUGCAAGAUAUGGUAUUGCUUGGGGAAUGACAGGUGCACUCGAGGAUUGUAUCGAUAGAGCUAGAACAUAUGCUCUUGAGAGAAAACAAUUCAAGGGUAAUCCACUAGCCAAAUAUCAACUCGUCCAGAAGAAGCUGGCAGAUGCCGUCUCAGAUGCUGCUUUUGGAACCCUCGCUUGUGUUCAGGUAGGAAGACUCAAGGAUAAGGGAGAAGCAGCGCCAGAGAUGAUUAGUAUGAUUAAGAGACAGAAUUGCGAUGCUGCACUUCGAAAUGCGAGAACAUUACAGGAAAUCUUUGGUGGUAAUGCUGCGAGUGAUGAGUAUGGUAUUGGAAGACAUGUUUCGAAUUUGUUUGUUACACAAACAUAUGAAGGACAAAGUGAUAUUCAUUGUUUGAUUCUUGGAAGAGCCAUCACUGGUAUUCAAGCAUUUUGUUAA